AUGCAUCAUACAAAGAAAAUUCUGGUAACUUUGAUGCUUCUUGCAGCAAGCUUGGAACUGGCUGUGGGUGCUCCCAAGGCUACGGCCCCAGCGACAGUAUCUCUCAGAAUUCCUUCGGAGCCGCCUGCCGGUCAUUUGAUUAUUGAUGCCAACUAUCAGUCCUACUCUAUCGAGUUCAGCUACAUGGCAGAUUAUGCUGGCAACAAAUCCCAACCCAACAAGUUUUCCUAUCAGCUCCUCAAAAACCUAGAGGACAUAUCAGGUGCUCUUCCUAUUAUUCGUGCAGGCGGAACAACUUCCAACAGAGUCACCUACUAUCCAAAUCAGACGGAGGGUGUCAUCCUGACGUAUUAUCAUGGAACCUGGGAAGAUCAGCCAGAUGUAGUAUCUAUUGGGCCAAAAUGGCACGAGAGCUUCCAGCAAUUUCCAAGCGGAACAAAGUACAUUUACAAUCUGAACUUCUAUGAUGGGGAAGAGGGGUUGAAACAGACUGUGCUGGAAGCCUCAGCUUCAUGGAAGGCGCUAGGCGAGAGUGUCUAUGCAUUUGAAAUCGGGAAUGAGGUCAAUGGUUGGGCGGGUACUAGCUGCCGUCCCACGAACUGGACGCUCCAAAAGCCACGAUUCCAAGGGUGCGCUUUCACAGCACCGAGGGAUUUGACUGUAUCAAGGGAGGCGUGGAAUGUGGCAAACGCUGUGAGGGAGGGUAUGGCGACAGGCGGGCACUUGCGGUCAGUCGCAGAUCACGAUUACAUGGGAGCGAAUACAGCACCUCUACCAACGCUAAAGGAUAAUCUGCUCAACCACUUCCACAUGACUUCGCUAUUCCGGUAUCAUGAAGCGCUGGGCAACCAGUCCAAGGCGUUGGGCGUGGACUACGUCAUCGGCGAGACGAACUCGAUAUCAAAGCAAGGCACCGCCAACGUUUCCGACGUCUUCGGAGCCGCUCUUUGGAGCGUCGAUUACAUCCUCUACAGUGCCGGAACCAAUUACGGCCCGUUGGAAGCCCUGGUCUCGAGAAUGUACUUUCAUAUGGGCACCCCGUAUCGCUACAGUGCCUGGCAACCUAUCACUGUGAACAACACUGCUCCCUACGCAAAGCCACUGUAUUACGGAAACAUUUUCAUAUCAAAGGUUCUUGCAGGGGGCAACAAGCAAGUAAUCAAUCUGCUCAACUCCACGAGCCUUACGGCGUACAGAAUAUACGCCUCUUCCUCCUCCAAGUAUACCCUUGAAUCUGUCGCUAUCAUAAACUCGCAAGAAUUCAAUCGUACAACAUUGGCUGAUAAAAGAGAAUACACGGCCUUCAAGUUGCUAAAGUUGGACAGGAACUAUGAUUGGGAUACGGCAAAGGUGCGGCGGCUGACUGCGCCCGGUGUGGAUUCGAAAGAGGAGAUUACGUUUGCAGGACAAUAUGUCGAUAUGGCUGGGAGGAUUGUAGAGACUGAGAGAGUCGAAAGGGUCAGUGGUAGUGAAGUGUUGGUUGGUGCUGGGGAGGGGGUGCUUGUCACGCUCUGA
Messenger RNA from Lindgomyces ingoldianus, 1515 nucleotides. RefSeq lists its product as uncharacterized. Lineage: Eukaryota; Fungi; Ascomycota; Dothideomycetes; Pleosporales; Lindgomycetaceae. The transcript has 6 exons. Bases 1 to 1515 code for a protein of 504 amino acids. The record is from RefSeq and is a predicted model, not a curated record.